AUGAAUCAGCUGCCUCCAAAUAGGUUUUCCACAAUCGUUUUUCUUGAUACGGAGACCACUGGGCUGCCGGGUGAGGGGUUCCAUCCGCGUAUAACAGAGUUGGCCUUAGUGGCUGUGAAUCGGUCCGAGAUGAUGGGCGACGGCUGUGCUUUACGGGCACAGAACAAGCUUGUUGUUUGUUUUAAUCCAAUGUCUAAGAUAUUGUCGGAGGCCUCUGUCAUAUCUGGCCUAAACAGCAGAAACCUGUACAAUCAAAAAGACUUUGACGAUAUGGCCGUGCAGCAAAUACGACUAUUUCUCCUCCGUCUUGAGCCGCCCUUGUGUGUGAUCGCUCAAAAUGGUUACCGUUUCGAUUUUCCUCUUUUAAACGCGGAGAUAUUCCGUGUAAUGAUGCGGUCGUAUGGAUUCAUUGAUUGCAGGGGGAACCCCGUGUACUGCACCGACUCCUUGCAGUUAUUCAGACAUUUUUCUGAUAAAUUGGUCCCGGUCAGCAGUGAUGUUUCUAAUUUGGAGGAAGAAGUGAUGACGACUGGUCCUCCUUUGAGUCAAUCAACACCAAAGAAACUAAGGAGGCCAUUUUCACUUGCCUGCGUCUACGAAAGUGUAUUUGGUUCAGUUCAUGAUGGUGCUCAUUCGGCCGAAGGUGACUGUAUCGCUAUAAUGAAGCUCGUGCAAUUUAUUGGGGAUCGCGCGCUCUCCUGGAUUGACAAUAACUACCGAAUACUUUCAAACGUUGGGAAAAUGUACAUCUGUGAUGAGGCGGAUGGACUUCCUCUGCCGACUGGGCAGUUCCCCCACGAGGUUGGUCUUGCCUCAUACGACUGCCCUAACUGA
Echinococcus granulosus is the source of this 834-nucleotide messenger RNA. Its product is annotated as Three prime repair exonuclease. The transcript has 2 exons. The record is from RefSeq and is a predicted model, not a curated record. Lineage: Eukaryota; Metazoa; Platyhelminthes; Cestoda; Cyclophyllidea; Taeniidae. Gene Ontology annotation, cellular component: cytoplasm. Bases 1 to 834 code for a protein of 277 amino acids. Gene Ontology annotation, molecular function: 3'-5'-DNA exonuclease activity; nucleic acid binding. Gene Ontology annotation, biological process: DNA catabolic process.